Messenger RNA from Salvia miltiorrhiza (redroot sage), 1973 nucleotides. Its product is annotated as alpha-galactosidase 3-like. NCBI's taxonomy places the organism in Eukaryota, Viridiplantae, Streptophyta, Magnoliopsida, Lamiales, Lamiaceae. Gene Ontology annotation, molecular function: hydrolase activity, hydrolyzing O-glycosyl compounds. The transcript is spliced from 15 exons. Bases 322 to 1608 code for a protein of 428 amino acids. The record is from RefSeq and is a predicted model, not a curated record. Gene Ontology annotation, biological process: carbohydrate metabolic process.
GAUAAAGAACUAUGAUGCUCAAACAGAAAUAUCUUUAUAAUCGGGUCCCAUUUCCCGCCGGCUUAAAGUAUCUGCAAAUUUGAUACUAAUUAAUUUUUGUAGGUGGGAUGACUGACCACUCACGAGUCACCAACUUACAUAAAUCUAAUCCAACUGAACAAUACACUAUUCCAAUAAAAUAAACAUGAUUUCGAAUAAUAUCUCAUGAUUAAUUCUCUUUAUUAAUACACUACACACACCCCACAUAUUUUCCUUGCAGCAACCAACAUCUCACUCGACUAGUGUACCAGAAAAAGUGGAGAGAGAGAGAGAGAGCUAUUAAUGGCGAAGCGCAGUGCUAAUUAUGUGAGAGGUUGCAGGCUUACAGUUAUUCUGUAUGUAUAUGCGGCGGCAGUGGCAGUUACUGCAAGAGUGCUGCCGUUGCAUCCGUACUAUGAUGGCCACCAAAGCAGAAUUUAUGAUACUUCAAAAUAUGGGAUUUUGCAGCUGGGAAAUGGUUUGGCUCAAACUCCUCAGAUGGGAUGGAAUAGCUGGAAUUACUUCAGAUGCGACAUUCAUGAAAAAGUAAUCAGAGAAACAGCUGAUGCACUUGUUACUACGGGUUUGGCUAAGCUGGGGUAUGUAUAUGUGAAUAUAGAUGAUUGCUGGUCUGAAGUGGAAAGGGACUCAGAGGGUGAUAUGGUUCCUGAUUCCAAAGCAUUUCCAUCAGGCUUAAAGGCUCUUGCUGAUUAUGUGCACUCAAAGGGUUUAAAAAUCGGUAUCUACUCAGAUGCAGGACUUCAUACAUGUCAACUUCGGCCUGGCUCACUUAAAUAUGAAAAUGAUGACGCAGAACUCUUCGCAUCUUGGGGUAUCGAUUACUUGAAGUAUGACAACUGUUUCAAUCUGGGAAUUGAUCCUAAGGAGAGGUUUCCCACUAUGCGUGACGCCUUGAACGCAACUGGAAGGACGAUAUUCUAUUCACUUUGUGAAUGGGGUUUGGAUGAUCCAGCAUUAUGGGCAAGUAAAAUCGGCAACAGUUGGCGCACUACAGAUGACAUUGAAGAUACAUGGGAAAGCAUGACUGCGAUUGCUGAUAUCAACGACAAGUGGGCAGCAUAUGCUGGACCUGGUGGAUGGAAUGAUCCGGAUAUGUUAGAAGUUGGAAACGGAGGAAUGACUCACCAGGAGUACCGAUCACAUUUCAGCAUUUGGGCUCUGAUGAAGGCACCACUCAUCAUCGGCUGUGACGUGAGAAACAUGACAACAGAGUCAUAUGAGAUUCUUACCAAUGAGGAGGUUAUUGCUGUAAACCAAGAUUCACUUGGUGUGCAAGGGAGAAAAGUUUAUACAUACGGACCCGAUGGUUGCUAUCAAAUUUGGGCCGGUCCACUCUCCGGGCAGCGCACAGCCAUUGUCUUGUGGAACAGGUGUUCAGAAGCUGCCACAAUCACAGCCAAAUGGGACACAGUGGGGCUCGAAUCUUCAACCAGCGCCUCUGUUAGAGAUCUGUGGAAGCAUGAGUAUGUUUCUUUGAGCUCCUCGAACUCGUUCAGUGCUAAAGUGGAGGCGCACGCCUCGGAGAUGUACAUUUUGGCCCCGGCUGCAGCUGCUGCCUCUGCAACUUAGUCGGAAGAAGAAAACGGCAUUUUUCCUGUUUGUACGAAGGAUAUAUUCAACCUAUUUUCUGCUUGCUUGAUAUGCAUUGAUCGAAUUCCAUUUAAGUAUUAUUUGUGGUUGCUUGCAUUGAUGUAGUGUUUUUGGCUAUCUCUAAAUUUUAUUGGGAGAUUAGCAGUUGUUGAUCAAGGGUUGUUGCAAGCUAUUAGAGUGAGUUUAGUUUGCGGUGGCAUUAUCAUCAAGCAUUUGGAAUUGUCGUAAUGUAUGGUUUCUAUUUUUUAGAAAUUGUAAUGCAUGAUUUGUAUUAGACCCUUGUGCUGAAAUAAUAUUUAUGUAGCAGUGUUGCAUUUUUAUGCACCACUCUCUAUCUGCUCUUA